UUGAGCAGCAGGCUAAACGCAUGCCUUGUGCGUUUAUGCAAACAGCAUUUUGAUUACUAAAAUUGCGUUGCCUUAAUACAUUUUCUUAGACAGAAAACGUAGGCUAUCUUUUGUUUGGCGCACUGCAUCGACUUUUUUCCCUCUUGGUGACGUCAUCUGCGAUGUAAAGAUGAAGUUUCCUUUUCUCUCUGUAAUUAGAGGCUCUAAGAUCAUUCAUAGAUUCCACAGGAAAGUUGAUCUGUUUCCUCUCCAGAGACCGUGGAGCUCUGCUGUGAAUCACGGCAGCGACCAGCUUUGCAAAGAAAACUCCAGUUUCUACAUAACAACCCCCAUCUUUUAUGUGAACGCUGCUCCUCAUCUCGGACACCUAUACUCAGCAGUCAUAGCUGACUGUUUACACAGGUGGAAACUCUUGCAGGGCUUUGACUCCAGGUUUGCCACAGGAACGGACGAGCAUGGCUUGAAAAUCCAGCAAGCAGCGGAAGCUGCAAGUAAAGCCCCCCUGACCUUCUGCACUGAAGUUUCUGAGCGCUUCAGAAAUCUCUUCAGCAGCUGCAACAUUUCCUUCACCGACUACAUCAGAACCACAGAACAGAGACACCGUCGCGCUGUGGAGCAUUUCUGGUCAGUGCUCUGGAACAAAGGGCUUAUCUACAAAGGAAGCUAUGAGGGCUGGUACUCCACACAAGAUGAAAGCUUCCUCACGCCGUCGCAGGUCGGUGAUGCUCUGGACCCAUCGGGGAAGGAGGUCAAAGUGUCACUCGAGAGUGGACACAAGGUCGAAUGGAUGAAGGAGGAGAACUACAUGUUCCGUCUGUCCGUGUUUCGGCCAUUCCUCCUCGACUGGUUGGUGAAAAAUCCCGGAGCGGUCCAGCCAGAGCGCUUCCAUCAGACCGUUCUGCACUGGCUGCAGGAAGACCUGCCAGAUCUUUCCGUGUCCCGCCAGAGAAGCCGUCUCCAGUGGGGCAUCCCAGUUCCAGGAGAUCCCGAACAAACCAUCUACGUAUGGUUAGACGCUCUUGUGAAUUACCUCACAGUCGUCGGAUACCCAGACAAACACGAUCAGUGGUGGCCCGUCGCCCACCACGUUAUAGGAAAGGACAUCCUGAAGUUCCAUGCCCUCUACUGGCCUGCUUUCCUUCUGGGAGCCGGGCUGCCUCUGCCUCAGGUCAUUCAUGUGCAUUCACACUGGACUGUAGGAGGGAGGAAGAUGUCCAAGAGCUUAGGUAACGUUGUGGACCCUUUUGAGCACUCUCGGAUGUUUACAAAUGAUGGUAUGAGGUACUUCCUUCUACGCCAGGGUGUCCCCGACUCAGACUGCGAUUACACUCAUGACAAAGUUGUCAAACUUCUCAAUGCAGAGCUGGCUGAUUCCUUGGGGGGUCUGUUGAACCGCUGCACAGCUCCGGCUCUUAACCCAGCUCAGGUUUACCCUGCUUUCUGCUCUCAGGCCUUCUGCAGAGCUGUGGCUGAAGAUCAUCACAUGGUGGCGGCAGUAAGAAGUCUACCCACUGUGGUAGAGAAGCACUACGAGAGCAUGCACGUCUAUAAAGCCUUAGAGGCGAUCAGCGCCUGUGUGAGACAGACUAACGGCUUUGUUCAGCGUCAUGCGCCGUGGAAACUGGACAGGAGGUACAGCAAAGAGCAGCGCUGGUUAGACACCAUCGUCCAUGUGGCCCUCGAAUGUCUGAGGAUUUACGGGACUCUCCUCCAGCCGGUGGUGCCUGAAAUUUCAGACAGGCUGCUAACUAGACUCGGUGUGAAGCAGCAUGAAAGAAGCUGGAAAGAUCUGCAUUUUCUGCAGAGAUACGAGGGAACAAAGUGUCCCUUUGAAGGGAGGAUGCUGGGGUCAGACUCAGGGUUGCUUUUUAACAGGUUGGAAAGUCAGAAACAAAAAGCAAAGAAAAGUCACAAAUCUGGACAUUUGAAGUGACUGAUUUCACAUCAGCUGACACCAAAAUUUGGAGAAACUUCAUCUAGGAUUAUUUUAAAUCCAGCUGUUACAGUUGUGAACAGAAAGUUGUGUUCCACUAAAAUAUGAAUUAUAAAGAUGCUUCCCAAGAGCUUAUUUCAAGUAGUUUUGUUUGAUAUUUAUAUUUGGUUAAAAAAAAGUGAGCCUACUGUAUGAAAAGUGCUACAGUAUGCAUUAAACAGCAUGUUGCACAAUCCACUACAGCUUUAUUUUAGCCUUCUACCUUCCACUAAACUUUCCCUAUUAUACCAGAAUAUAGAACUCAAAGAAAGCUUGGCUUCUUUGUAGUUUGAUUGCUGGAUUCGGAAAAAUUUCCAUUAUUGGCCAUAAAAUCUGUAUUAAAUUACUGUAACUGGUGUGAUGUCAUUUUCUGUUAAACAGUCUUUAUUAAUAAAUGCUUAAAUACGUCUCCCUAUAUGUAAUAAAUGCUUACAAGUGUAUUUUUUUAA
Molecule: messenger RNA, 2421 nt
Organism: Cyprinodon variegatus (sheepshead minnow)
Lineage: Eukaryota; Metazoa; Chordata; Actinopteri; Cyprinodontiformes; Cyprinodontidae
Gene: mars2
Product: methionyl-tRNA synthetase 2, mitochondrial
Exons: 3
Coding region: 170-1933 (587 amino acids)
Biological process (GO): methionyl-tRNA aminoacylation
Molecular function (GO): ATP binding; methionine-tRNA ligase activity
Source: RefSeq, a predicted model, not a curated record